This is a messenger RNA of Arabidopsis lyrata subsp. lyrata, 715 nucleotides long. RefSeq lists its product as uncharacterized. Lineage: Eukaryota; Viridiplantae; Streptophyta; Magnoliopsida; Brassicales; Brassicaceae. The coding region runs from base 34 to 477 and encodes 147 amino acids. The transcript has 2 exons. The record is from RefSeq and is a predicted model, not a curated record.
CCAAAUUAAUUUUAAACAGAGAAAAACAUCAGAAUGGCUGAAAAAGUAAACCCUGGGCAAGUUUUUAACCUACUAUGCAUCUUCUCGAUCUUCUUCUUCGUCUUCGUGUUAUCAGUGAAUGUUUCGGCUGAUGUCGAUUCUGAGAGAGCGGUGCCAUCUGAAGACAAAACGACGACUGUUUGGCUAACUAAAAUCAAACGGUCCGGUACAAAUUAUUGGGCCAAACUUAGAGAGACUUUGGAUCGUGGACAGUCCCACUUCUUUCCACCGAACACAUAUUUUACCGGAAAGAAUGAUGCGCCGAUGGGAGCCGGUGAAAAUAUGAAAGAGGCGGCGACUAGGAGCUUUGAGAAUAGUAAAGCAACAGUGGAGGAAGCUGCUAGAUCAGCGGCGGAAGUGGUGAGUGAUACGGUGGAAACUGCGAAAGAAAAGGUGAAGAGAGUGACGAAUCAGCCGGAGGGUACGGAUGAGCUAUAAAUACGCUGUGGUUUUUAGCUUAUGGGUUUUACUUAAUCCCAUAAAAUAAUUAGUGUGUUUGUUUCAAUUGAAAUCAAAACGACAGAGUUUUGGGGGAGUAUAUUUCCACAUCGUCGAUGUUUGUUUCUCUUGUUUGCAUUUUGCAUCACAUGGUUUCUCUGUAUACAACGACCCAAUCCACAUCACUUAUUAUCGUUCUUCUUUUUGUCAUGAAUAUAAUGAUAUUUCAGAUUUUACA